AUGGCCUCCAUUCUCCUCGCCAUCCCGCGCAUUAUUCUCGCGUUCGAAUACUUCGUCGGCGGUAUUCCUAGACUCGGCCCUUGGCCUUUCAAGACGCUUCACGAGAGAAUCUACCGAAAGUCUCAGAAGACUGCGCCGUUCCUCCACCCACUCUACCCUUUCACUGAUCAACGCAAGAUCAAGCUUCAUAUGCAAUACAUCGGAGCGCUGAUGGUCACGGAAGGCUUCCUACUCGCGCUGCCACAAACCCGAGGGGGGGCUUUCGCCCUCUUCCUCGGAUGCUUUUUGACAUCUUCUGGAUACUGGAGCCAGAUGCGAGCAGAUAUGCCGUAUUGGCUUCCCGUCACAAACUUCGGUCUAUCAUGGCUGGUGUGGUACAUCGAGAACAGAUCAUAG
Colletotrichum tamarilloi is the source of this 396-nucleotide messenger RNA. RefSeq lists its product as uncharacterized. The record is from RefSeq and is a predicted model, not a curated record. Bases 1 to 396 code for a protein of 131 amino acids. The transcript has a single exon. Lineage: Eukaryota; Fungi; Ascomycota; Sordariomycetes; Glomerellales; Glomerellaceae.